Molecule: messenger RNA, 3715 nt
Organism: Jatropha curcas
Lineage: Eukaryota; Viridiplantae; Streptophyta; Magnoliopsida; Malpighiales; Euphorbiaceae
Product: histidine kinase CKI1
Biological process (GO): phosphorelay signal transduction system; phosphorylation
Molecular function (GO): phosphorelay sensor kinase activity
Source: RefSeq, a predicted model, not a curated record
UGACUUGAACUAAAACAAUCGAAAUAUCAUCCACUGUGUUAAGGUUAUUUGAUGGCUGCCAUUUCCUCAUUCAUCAUUUCAUCGCUACAACUCAGGCAAGUAUCCAAUACUCCUACAUUACCUCAUAAAUUAUAUGCUUCUUUUCAUUAACAUCAAGAAGUUGUAUUGUUUUUCAUCCUGUUACUCACCUGCAUUGCCACUCUUGCACUCUGCAUUAUCUUUAUAUAUAUAUAUAUAUAUAUAUGCAUUCUUUAUCUGCAACUAUUAUUUGCAGGAUGAUCAAUCAAAUUGCAAUAAAUUUUAACUAAUUUUUUGUUUUCCAUUAAUAUUCAUUUCUAGAGCACAAAGUUUUAGCCAUGGAAUUGAAGUUCAAUCUCAGGACUUUACAGCAGCUAAAAGCAGUUCUGAGGCCAGUCUACUUCUGCAUCAUUCUUGCUCUGUCAUGUUGUAUAAUCUCAGAAUUGUGUUUGAUGAUUAAACAAACCAAAAAUCAUGUGAUAUUGGAAUCAUAUAAAGUUCGCAACAAAUCUUUUACGGUUGUAGAGAAGACUGCAGGACUAUUAUGCUUUUUGAAUUCAUCAGCAUGGAAUGUAGCACGAUCUGUAAGUGCAUAUCUAAAUGGAACUCAGCUAUCAUUCUUUGAAAUUGAAACAAAGGUUGCGCCUAUAUUAUUUUUAUCUCUUGCAACAAUUCCACGAAUGUCACAAGUUUCAUACGUUGGAAAUGAUGGUCUGAUGUUCUCAUAUUAUAAAGACAAGCAAAAAAUAAUUGCAGUGUAUUCAAACACUUCAUAUUCUUCAUCCCGGUAUGCUAAUCCAGUGAAUCGCGACACCGGAAAGUUAUAUGGAGAUGCUGUUUCCUCUAAAUCUUUGAUGGCAGCACAUACGAGUUGGAUUCCAAAUGUCUUGAAUAACAAAAGUGGUUUCUCCUCAGUUGGUACAGGGUGGAACGAAGAUCAAGAUAGUUUACUUCUUAACGCUGUUGCUAUGGAUGGAAGAGGUGUUAUAUCUCUGGGGUUUCCGCGAGAUGCAGUCAUUGAUCAUUUUGCAGCAUUAGACCUUCAUGGAGGGUAUUUUUACUUGGCGACGGCAGAAGGCCAGGCGAUUGUGCAAACAAAUCCUGAAGACACCCAAAUAGAUGUCCAUAACUCCUCAGCUACGGUGCAAGUAUUAAACAGAAAUGGUGGUCCUGUAGAUCAAAUUGAUUUAUAUUGCAGCUCUAAUGACAAAAAAUCUGGACCUCUUCCUGGGAAGCUCGUGGGAAACAAGUACAUGUUUUACUGCUCUACUACUGACAUUGCAGGAGUAAAAUCAGUAUAUGUACUAGCAUAUCCCAAAAAUGAAUUGGCAAGUCUUGUCCAUAGAAACAGCAAGUUAUCAAUCAUUCUGCUUGUUAUACUGUUUGUUUUUAUAGUUGUGUCACUUUGCAUCUACAUAUUCUUAACUGCAAGAGCAACAAAAAGAGAGAUGUAUUUAUGUGCUGCCCUAAUUAAGCAAACAGAAGCAACUCAACAAGCAGAGCGCAAGAGUAUGAACAAAACCAAGGCUUAUGCUGGUGCAAACCAUGAUGUGCGUGGCUCAUUGGCAGCCAUUACAGGUUUGAUAGAACUCUGUCAAGAAAAUGCUAAGCCUGCCUCUGAGUUAGCAGCAAAUCUGGUGCAACUGAAAAGGUGCACGGAUGACCUCCUAGGCAUAUUGAACUCAAUCCUGGAUAUGAGUAAAAUUGAAGCCGGGAAAGCAUCACUUGAAAGAGAAGACUUCAACUUGGCUCAACUACUGGAAGAUGUAGUUGAUAUGUACUAUCUUUUAGGUAUGAAGAAAGGUGUAGACAUUGUGCUAGAUCCUUGUGACGGCUCAAUUCUUAAGUUACCUCUUGUCAGAGGCGAUAGAAUAAAACUUAAACAGAUCUUAUGCAAUUUACUUAGUAAUGCCAUAAAAUUUACAUCAGAAGGUCAUAUCUCGGUCCGUGCUGUGGUCAAGAAAAACAAUUUCAAGAAAGAAAUCAUUGCUUCCAAUCGCACAACUGCUUUGAAGUUUUUGUCACGCUUUUGUCACCGAAAUGACGAUGCUUUUACUGAUCUUGAUGCCCUCCAAACCGUUGAAGAAAAUCCGAAUGAAAUGGAAAUUGAAUUUGAGGUGGAUGACACUGGCAAGGGAGUUCCUAGAGAUAAGCAAAAGUCUAUCUUCGAAGACUAUGUUCAAGUGAAGGAAACUACUAUUGGACAAGAAGGCUGUGGCUUGGGACUUGGCAUUGUUCAAUCUUUGGUACGUGUGAUGAAAGGAGAAUUAAGUAUUGUUGAGAAAGAGUUUGGAGAAAGAGGAACUUGCUUCAGGUUCAAUGUUUUUCUCUCCAUACCUGAACCUGUAUCUGUCGAGACUGAGGAAAGUCGCCCUUCUGCAUUUCAUCAACACUUCACUUUUAUUUCACCUAAACCAGAAGGAUCGCAUAUUGUAAUGUUUAUAGCAGGUGAAGAAAGAAGGAAAGUUUUGAAAAAGUAUAUUGAGAGCUUGAACAUAAAGGUGACAAUUAUUAAAAGUGGAAGACAUUUUCGUGCGGAGCUGGAGAAAGUUAAGCGUAAGUUAGACAUUACUUAUUUCAGCUCGGGAAAAUAUGAGUCUAGUUUAUCUGACAACUUGAGGGCAUCUGCAGCAAGUAAUCCAGAUACGGGAGGAGCAAGCAGUAAGCCUCAGAGCAUGAAAGAUGGAACUGACCAUAUUUUGCCACAAUAUAAAAAGACCAACUCCAAAAGUUCUUCUGGUAUCAUUUUAUUUGUGAUGGAUAAUGCUGCUGGUAACUUCUCUGAAUUUGACUAUACUCUGGCUACUUUCAGAAGGGACAUUCCAAAAUCAUCAUGUAAAUUUGUUUGGUUAGAUGAUCAAAUGAUCAGACAAUCAAUAUAUGAAGAGCAACAGGAUAAGCGAAAUCUUGAAGGUGAUUAUGUGAUAUAUAAACCAUUCCAUGGUUCGCGUUUAAUUCAAGUGCUAUCACUGCUUCCUGAACGCAAAGGUGCAUCCCAAUGCAACUUCACAAGGCCAGCAAUGGGGUCAACAAUUCAAGAAGUUCGCAGUUCUGUAGAUUUGAAUUUAUCGAAUGAUUCAAAUUCGUCAAUGAUUGAGUUCGACAUUUCUGCUACGUCACAUCCUACCACUCUACAGCACGUAAUGAUACAUAAACCUGAUACAAAACAGAAAGAAAAACCUUUGAAUGGAAAGAAAGUUCUAGUUGUUGAAGAUGUUGAGCUGUUGCGCCGAUUAAUUACUACUAGUCUUCGAAAACUCGGAGCAAAUGUUGAAGUAUGCACAAAUGGAGAAGAGGCUUUAAAUCAAGUCUGCAGAGCUUUGAGCGAUCAAAAGAAGGAAGGAGAUUCAAAAUGUUCCCCUUAUGAUUACAUAUUUAUGGACUGCGAGAUGCCAGUAAUGAAUGGAUAUGAAGCAACAAGACUGAUAAGGAUGGAGGAAAAACAGUACGAUGUUCAUAUUCCAGUUAUUGCAUUAACAGCACAUGCAAUGCCUGAGGAAGCAAGCAAGAGCAUUGAUGCUGGAAUGGAUUUCCAUUUAACUAAACCUUUGCAAGUUGAUAAACUUUUGGAUGUUAUCCAAUCUAUUGAUAAAUAACCAGUGAAAAAGAUUAUAAAAAACGAAAUUGUUCUUUAUUUGUGUACAUUCAGUUAUCUAAGGACGAGUUUUUAAUGUUUCACUCUUUGCAUUGAGUUGAA